Molecule: messenger RNA, 2507 nt
Organism: Antrostomus carolinensis (chuck-will's-widow)
Lineage: Eukaryota; Metazoa; Chordata; Aves; Caprimulgiformes; Caprimulgidae
Gene: USP16
Product: ubiquitin specific peptidase 16
Exons: 17
Coding region: 1-2472 (823 amino acids)
Biological process (GO): regulation of cell cycle; protein deubiquitination; regulation of gene expression
Cellular component (GO): cytosol; nucleus
Molecular function (GO): zinc ion binding; cysteine-type deubiquitinase activity
Source: RefSeq, a predicted model, not a curated record
AUGGGAAAGAAACGCAUCAAAGGCAAAACUUCGCAGUCUGAUGAGUCUCUGGAUAUGCUAGAACCUGUGUGCAAGCAUAUUCGUAAAGGAUUGGAACAAGGUCAUCUGAAGAAGGCGCUGCUGAACGUGGAAUGGCACGUUUGUCAGGACUGCAAGACAGACAAUAAGACACAAGAGAAAUCUGAGGAGGAGGGUGAUGAAAGCCCUUCAAUAUGGUUAUGUCUGAAAUGUGGCCAUAGGGGCUGUGGCAGAAAUUCUCAAGAGCAGCAUGCUUUAAAGCAUUAUACAACGCCGAGGUCAGAUCCCCAUUGUUUGGUUCUCAGUUUGGACAACUGGAGUGUGUGGUGCUACAUAUGUGAUAAUGAAGUCUCAUAUAAUACUUCAACACGACUAGGCCAGACUGUGGAUUAUGUUAGAAAACAAGUUGGCUGUGACUCAUCAGGUACAGCAGAAAAACAACAAGAGAAAAAAGAAUUUGAAAAUAAAAAGGUGGAAAAAGACAGCAAAAAUGAGCAAGAAAAAGAAGUCUCACUUAAAGAAGAGAAUUCUCAUUCAAGUGCUAACUCGGAAGUGACUGUGAAAGGACUUAGUAACUUGGGGAAUACAUGUUUCUUUAAUGCAGUGAUGCAGAAUUUAUCACAAACUCCAGUCCUGAGGGAGCUGCUUAAAGAAGCUAAAAUGCCUGGCACAACAGUUAAAAUCGAGUCACCUGAGUUAUCGAUGGAACCUCAGCUGAUAAAACUAGAUCAGCCAGGUCCUUUGACAUUAGCCAUGUUUCAGUUCCUGACAGAAAUGCAAGAGACAAAAAAAGGGGUAGUCACUCCUAAGGAACUUUUUGCUCAGGUUUGUAAAAAAGCAAUACGAUUUAAAGGUUAUCAGCAGCAAGACAGUCAUGAAUUGCUUCGUUACUUACUUGAUGGAAUGAGAGCAGAAGAAAUUCAACGGAUAAGUGUUGGAAUACUGAAGGCGUUGACUGACUCUAACAAACAAAAUGAAGAAGAACUUAAAAAGAAAAUUAAAGAAUACGAAAAGAAAAAGGGAAUACAAAGUUUUGUAGAUCGAAUCUUUGGUGGAGAAUUAACCAGUACAAUUAUGUGUGAUGAAUGCAGAACCGUAUCCUUGGUCCAUGAGUCUUUCCUUGAUUUGUCACUUCCUGUACUAGAUGAUCAGAAAGUAAAAAUUACAAAUGAGAGAAAUGUUAAAAAAACCAAAGAAAAGGAAUCUGAAGAUGAAGAGGAUAAAAACAAUGACUGUUAUCGUAAGCAGAGAGAUGAGCCUCCUGGUACAAGUAAGCACCUUCAGAAAAAAGCAAAGAAACAAGCCAAAAAACAAGCCAAGAGCCAGCGCCGCCAGCAAAAACUUCAAGGAAAAGUGCUUCACUUGACAGAUAUCUGUGCAACUGAACAGCCAGAAAAAGAUUUUGAGUAUAGCCAAGAAUCAGAGGCAGAAAUUAACUCUGAAACUCCUGAUACAAAGCAAGAAGAGGAAUCAUCAAAUGAUUGCAAAGAUCACUGUUUAAAUCAAAAAGACUUGAGUAUACAGGGAAACAGUACAGAAGUUCAGAGCAUGCAUGAAAAUACAGAAAAGACAGAACAAAUGUGUGUAGAAAAUGAGUCUCUUGUGGAUUUCCCUAUGGAAGGCUUAGAUUCUCCUGUAAAGUUUGUCAAUGGCCUUGACAAUCUAUCUUUGAAAGAUGAGGAUGAUGAAAAUGAACAGGAGGAAGAACUUGCUACCGACUUUUCAAAACUACACUUGGGUGCCAAUGCUGAAUCUGAUAAGAGUACCUUAGAUAACCUUCAAACUGUUCCCAUCAAGACGUGUGAAGUAUCAACUGAAGAUCCAGAAACAGCAUUUUGUACUCUUGCAACCAGGGAAGAGCUGAACUCAGAAGAAGGUUCAGUCCAUCACUGUUUGUAUCAAUUUACCCGUAAUGAAAAACUUACUGAGACCAAUAAACUACUCUGUGAUGUAUGUACACAAAGACAUUAUGGACCAAAGAAGAACAUCAAAAGUGAAAAGUAUGUUUAUACAAAUGCCAAAAAGCAGAUGCUAAUCUCUCUUGCUCCUCCAAUUUUAACUCUUCACUUAAAGAGGUUUCAACAGGCUGGAUUUAAUCUACGGAAGGUUAACAGGCAUAUCAAGUUUCCAGAAGUGAUAGACUUGGCUCCUUUCUGUACAGCUAAAUGUAAAAACGUGGCUGAAGGGAAUACUAAAGUAUUGUACUCUCUCUACGGAGUUGUUGAACAUAGUGGAACAAUGAGGUCUGGGCACUACACUGCUUAUGCUAAAAUGAGAAGCAUGAACAAUCAUCUCUCUGAUCUUGUCCUUCAAGGACAGUCUCUCCAAGCUUUAGAAACUGAACCAGUAAAAGGACAGUGGUUCCACAUCAGUGAUACCCAUGUACAAGCUGUGUCUGUGUCAAAAGUGCUGAGCUCACAAGCCUAUCUCCUAUUCUAUGAGCGACUGCUGUAACUCCUCUGAGAAGCCAUCUGCAAGUGGUCUGAAAC